AUGGUUAAAGUUGCAGUAUUAGGAGCCGCUGGUGGUAUUGGACAACCAUUAUCCCUUUUGGUCAAGCUUCACCCAGCCGUUAAGCAAUUAUCUCUUUUCGACGUUGUUAACGUGCCAGGUGUAGGUGCUGAUUUGUCGCACAUUUGCUCUGAUUCGCAAACCACUACCCACUUACCAUCUUCAAGAGAAGACAAGACCGCUCUUGCUUCUGCCUUAAAGGGCUCUGACUUGGUUAUUAUCCCAGCAGGUGUGCCAAGAAAGCCAGGUAUGACCAGAGACGAUUUGUUCAACAUUAACGCCGGAAUUGUCAAGGGAUUGGCUGAAGGGAUUGCUGAAAACUGUCCAAAGGCAUUUGUAUUGAUCAUAUCCAACCCAGUCAACUCUACUGUUCCAAUUGUAGCUGAAACUUUAAAGAAGGCCGGUGUCUUUGACCCAAAGAGAUUGUUUGGUGUCACCACUUUGGAUAUCGUUAGAGCCAAUACUUUCAUCUCUCAAUUAUACCCAGACUCUACCACCCCAUCCCAAUUCAACAUCAACGUUAUUGGUGGUCACUCUGGUGAAACCAUCGUUCCAUUGUACUCUAUCGGUAACUCAAAGAAGUUGUACGAUGAGUUGGAUGAAGAGAAGCAAAAGGCUUUGAUCCACAGAGUCCAAUUCGGUGGUGAUGAAGUCGUCCAAGCUAAGAGCGGAGCUGGUUCUGCUACCUUAUCUAUGGCUUAUGCUGGUUAUAAGUUGGCCGAUUCCAUCUUGAAGGCUUUGACAUCUUCCGAGUCCAUCGUAGAAUGUACUUUCUUAAACUUGGAUUCAUCCAUCAAGGGUGCUGCUGAAGCUAAGAAGUUGGUCAAGGGUCUUGACUUCUUCUCCUUACCAGUCUUGUUAGGUAAGAACGGUAUUGAAGAAGUUAAGUACGAGAUCUUAAACGAAGUUAGUGACAGUGAAAAGAAAUUGUUGGGUGUUGCUAUCGAACAGUUAGAGAAGAACAUCGAAAAAGGUGUUGAAUUCGCUACCAAAUAG
Messenger RNA from Dujonia railenensis, 1014 nucleotides. NCBI's taxonomy places the organism in Eukaryota, Fungi, Ascomycota, Pichiomycetes, Serinales, Debaryomycetaceae. The record is from the annotation of a GenBank genome assembly.